Cryptotermes secundus is the source of this 2352-nucleotide messenger RNA. It is a transcript of the gene Rpi, whose product is annotated as ribose-5-phosphate isomerase. The record is from RefSeq and is a predicted model, not a curated record. Gene Ontology annotation, molecular function: ribose-5-phosphate isomerase activity. NCBI's taxonomy places the organism in Eukaryota, Metazoa, Arthropoda, Insecta, Blattodea, Kalotermitidae. Bases 297 to 1178 code for a protein of 293 amino acids. Gene Ontology annotation, cellular component: intracellular membrane-bounded organelle. Gene Ontology annotation, biological process: D-ribose metabolic process; pentose-phosphate shunt, non-oxidative branch. The transcript is spliced from 7 exons.
AGCUGCUUUCCUCGUUCCUGUCACUCCAUUCAGUCACUUGCACAUAUAUUUUUUUGUUUGUGUGUUGUAUAAAUAAAUUGAUGUUUCGUUAACGUCCUUAAACAAUUCAAUGUAUUUUUAAAUGCCUUUGGUAUCCUUUAUGGGUCCAUCGUUUCCUUCGUCUUUGAGCAUAUAAAAAUGAUUACCUUAACAUCUCAGAGUUCAUCGUAUUUUAUAUUCACGUUGGAGUCGAUGUAAUUUCUUCCACGGUUCGGCUCGGAGGUUGUUCCGGCGCAUUUGGUCCGUGUGACAUAGCGAUGUCAAUAGCUUGCUCAUGCCUGUGGAGAGUAAAGAAGUGGAAAUUUUCUGGAAGACAUGCAGAGAUAUUUCGUGGGUGUUUAAUCCCUACACGUGAUUAUCUGUGCCCCGUUAAAUUGCCAAGGCCACGAUUAAACAGUUUUGGGCCGACGAGUCAAGUGCAUCAGAGAAUUAUGUCACCAGUUGAAUAUGCAAAAAAAGUUGCUGCCGUUAAAGCAGUUGAUGAGCAUGUAAAGAAUAACUACGUAAUUGGUGUUGGAAGUGGAUCUACAAUUGUGUAUGCUGUUGAGAGGUUAGCACAGAGAGUGAAAGAUGAAAACCUUUGUAUUGUUUGUGUUCCAACAUCAUACCAAGCAAGACAGCUCAUUGUGGACCACAAGCUUCAGCUGGGAGAUCUGAAUAUAUAUCCCAAGCUUGAUUGUGCCAUUGACGGUGCAGAUGAAGUGGAUGACAAUAUGACACUCAUCAAGGGAGGAGGAGGAUGCCUCACGCAAGAAAAGAUUGUAGCAUCUUGUGCAAAGCAGCUUAUUAUUAUUGGAGAUGAAUCAAAAGAAUCUCAUAAACUUGGUGAAAAAUACAAGAAGGGGAUUCCAGUAGAGGUCAUUCCCAUGGCUUACUGCCCUGUGCAGCUGAAAAUUGAAGCAAUGUAUGGAGGCACGGCAGACCUCCGAAUGGGAAAGAUGAAAGCAGGACCUCUAGUCACUGAUAAUGGUAACUUCAUUCUGGACUGGAAAUUUCCAGCAUCAGAUUUUGACUGGGCUUCUGUCAACACUGCCAUUAAAAUGAUUCCUGGUGUGGUGGAGACAGGCUUGUUUGUCAACAUGGUCACUAAAGUAUUUUAUGGCACUGCAGAUGGAAAAGUGAAGGAACACAAGAUAUGAUUCCUUACCAGGCUUGUUUGUCAACAUGGUCACUAAAGUAUUUUGUGGCACUGCGGAUGGAAAAGUGAAGGAACACAAGAUAUGAUUCCUUAUUAGAGACUAGGAUUUGUUGGUUGGUGGUACACUGAAAUGUGAAGUUAUUCUCAAUAGUAUACCUGUUGUAUCUGGUUAAUGCUCAUAUUUUAUUUUCCAUUGUGACACCUUUCUCAUGCACCUCAGUUUCAAGCCACUGGUGCUGUAAAUAUACUUGUCAUUGUUUUUGUGCCAUAUGUUAAUAUCCAGCUGCACUGAUUUAUGCAAUUAUAUGUGUAACAAUCCCUUGCCAGCUGCAGGGGUUUCAUUCCCGAGGAACGCUGUGGUUAGCAGAAUCAGGACCCUAUGAGAAAUUAAGGUUUAAAGGAACUGUGGUUUUUCUUAACAUCCAUGAAAGCCUAAGUUUCCUGUUUCUUCAGUACACACAGAAAACGUGCACCACAGUGGUAAUCUUGAAGCCAUAAAACUGCUUUCAGAUGCCAUUACAGUCUUGCCUCCAGGAAGUGUGAAUGUCCUUGUGCAUAUGCUGCACACUUUUUUAUGCUUAUAUAUCAUACAAAUUAAAAUCUUUAUAUAUUUAAUGCCAGAUAAUGUUAGAAAAACUGAGUACAAGUAGAAAACUGCAGAUAAUUGAAGUUACAAUUGGUAAUAGGUUGAUGUAUUUGAAAAGCUCAUGACAAAACUUCAGAAACAGUUUUUCUCAACAAGGUGGAACACAGUAUAGACUUAUAGAUAUCUCAUAAGAUUUGAGGGUUUCUUUAUAGAUUUCUUAUUACAGUUUUUGUACACUUAUAUGAAAUAACUGUGAAUUUAUUGACACCUGUUGAAAAGUUACUUGGAAAUGUAGAAAACAGAAAUAUAGGUUUAGUCUUUAAAGUUUGGUAGAUAAUAGGCAUGUGUGAGACUCCCUCUUUCUUUUCAAGGUAUCAGGGUCAGAAUUAUAAAAAUCAGCAAAUAUCAUCUGAAAGCAUCUUACAAAAUCACUUUCAUGUCUACUUUGUAAGAGGACACUACAUAAUGAUUAAGUAAAAUUGUCAUUGUCUUUCAGAAAGUCUAAAGAUGGUGCAUCAUACUUCUUGCAGACACCAUUAUGAAAGAAAAGUCCUGAGUAUUAACAAAGUCUCCAGUGUGGUGCUCCUAA